GGCUGGCAAGCUGCGUACAAACAACUUGAGUUUCAGUUUUAGAAUCAGUCGAGAAGCGCGUAAGCAGUUCGCGCACGCGCUCUCGGGCUCUAUAGCUUGUUUUUGAGCUAUCGCGGUUUGCGCGCGAAAAUUGUGCUUUCGACAGAUAAAAAUUCGCGCAGGUAACAUGGCUUUUACAGCCGUGUGUGCGCGCUUCUUGGCGUUGCUAUCCUUAACGUUGAGUUCGUAUGCCCUCACCAUGGAUGAAGAUGCAACGAACAAUUUGAUAGCUAUAGCCGGCUCCGCACAUGAGUACGGUGAAAUUGCGGUACUAGUCAGGGGGCCACACGGCCUUAGUGCCAGACGGGAACAGCUGUUACAUGUGAAGGGUGCAGAAGAUGAUGCUAUCUCACUUUACUACAAUAGAAAGACUAAUAAAGUCUCCUUAGAGAGCCUUAAUGGCGGUUUCCUCAAGUCAGUAUCGUGGGGUCUUGGCUCUCAUCCACGAAGUACUCUUCUUCUGAUAGCAGCUGAAAAUAGAGUCAAGCUCUUUAUCGGCUGCAACCCUCUGCAUUGGCACACUAUGUCAGGCAAACAUGAUCUGAUUACUCUAUUCCGAAGUCCGAAAUUAAAAUUGUAUCAUGAAGAAAAUGCACCAGUCGAAGUAUAUAGCAGUGAACGUGCAGCUUUAGAUUCUUUAAGUUGCAAUAUGAAAGAGGAUUAUAUCAAACCACCUGCGUUACUUUCUACUGACGAAACUGACGUGGAGGAAGUUAAGGACUUCAUAGAAAAGAAUGCCGGAGUGAAAAGCGAAGAACAGAUGCAGGGAGAUGACUAUAGAAAUAAUAAUUACAUCGAUACUAAUGGUGUACUCCCGCAACCUAACCCUCCGAAUGAUCAAAGAGGAGAUAUACCUUCCAGCAUGAUAGAAACUUGUGACGAUGAGGUGGUAAAACAGCUACAGUUAUUGAGGCAGACCAUAGACCAUCUUAGAAGGGAAGUCGGCGAGCAGAAGGGUAUUAUAGACAACUUGCGCGGUCAGCUUCGUACUUGUUGCAGUUUGCGACCACAGCCGCUGGUUGAGCGAUGCUCAGACUCUACGUGUUAUCCUGGUGUGAAGUGCCGUGAUACGGCGUCCGGUGUGGUGUGCGGCUCGUGCCCCAGUGGUAUGGAAGGAGACGGCCGUCGCUGCAGGCCUAUUCAAUGUGACAGAAGACCAUGUGCAAGAGGGGAGUAUUGUAUAGACACUGAACAAGGAUAUCGCUGUCAGAGAUGCCCCGGCAGACAGACCAGUGAUGGGCAGACGUGUAUCUCUGCUUGUAGCUCUAAUCCUUGCUUUAGAGGGCAUGUGCAAUGCCAGGAUCUGCCGGACGGUGGUUACCGUUGUGGGCCAUGUCCAAGUGGUUACCAUGGCAAUGGGGAACAGUGCUACAGACGCUCCUGCAGCCAGAUAUCGUGUUUUGAAGGAGUAGAAUGCCAGGAGACACAUGAAGGCCCGCGCUGUGGCCCCUGUCCAAACGGUUUUAGCGGUGAUGGUCAACGAUGUGAACAUGUGUGCGAUACACACAGGCCGUGUGGCGAGAGACCCUGUAAACAGAUCUCGAGCAGCCCAUACUACGAAUGCGAGGACUGUCCUCCAGGAUAUAAAUGGCAUGACUACUCGUGCGUGGACAUCGACGAGUGCGACCUGUACAGCCCGUGCGACGAGCUGGUGUCGUGCCGCAACGAGGAGGGUGGAUUUAGCUGCGGCCCGUGUCCGGCCGGCUACGAGGGAAGCGCGUGGCGCGGCGCCGGCGCCGACCGCCUUCGCCAGCGCUGCGCCGACUUGGACGAGUGCGCCGCUGGCCGCGCACUUUGCGACCCACACCGCCUUUGCGUCAACACGCCGGGUUCAUACACGUGCGUGCCAUGUGGUGGUAACUACUUUCUGAACACAUCCCGGCCAUGCUUCGAGCCGCAACCACUGCAGCGAUACUGUGACCCGGACUACUGCAAGAGAUUCAACGCCGUAUGCGGGUACGGACAGAAGUGCGUCUGUGCGACCGGAUGGGCGGGCAAUGGAACAGUCUGCGGUCCGGACAGAGACUUGGACGGAUAUCCGGACCAACAGCUUAGGUGCUACGAGAUGCAUUGUAAGGCGGACAACUGCCCGGAUGUUUCCAACUCUGGACAGGAAGACGCGGACGGUGAUGGUUUGGGUGAUUCCUGCGACCCGGACGCUGAUGGCGACGAGAUCCCUAAUCAUCCGGACAACUGUCCUUUGGUCGCAAAUCCGGACCAACUAGACCGAGACGAGGAUAGGAGCGACAGGCGGGGUGAUGUGUGCGACAACUGCCCGAGGAGGUACAACCCCGACCAGGCCGAUACUGACGGUGAUGGCAUGGGCGACGUUUGCGAUCCAGAUAUGGACAACGAUGGUGUGCCCAACGAGCAUGAUAAUUGUCCUCGGGUGUACAAUCCGCGGCAGGAGGACGCAGACGGCGACGGUGUUGGUGAUGCGUGCGACAACUGUCCCCACGUACCCAACACACCGCAAGCUGAUAGCGACAACGACGGCGUCGGUGAUGCCUGCGACAGUGACCUAGAUCGGGACCUGGACGGUAUCCAAGACGGCAUGGACAACUGUCCGACGGUGGCGAAUAGUGACCAGCAGAAUGUGGACGGCGACGAGUGGGGCGACGCGUGCGACGACGACGACGACGGUGACGGUGUCCCAGACUCGCAGGACAAUUGUCCCCUUGUGGCAAACCCUGACCAGUUAGACACUAAUAACGAUUUCGAGGGCGAUGCUUGCACUAACGACAAUGACGGCGAUAAAGUUAUCAACGAAUUGGACAACUGUCCCAACAAUUCGCUCAUACACCGCACCGAUUUCAGAAAGUACAUGACAGUUCGUUUGGAUCCCGAGGGCGAAUCUCAGCAGGACCCCAAUUGGGGAGUUGGGAACGAGGGCGCCGAGAUUCUUCAGACCUUGAACUCGGACCCGGGACUGGCCGUUGGGUUCGAAUACUUCGGUGGCGUAGACUUCGAAGGGACGCUGUUCGUUGAUACUCAGAUCGAUGAUGACUACGUCGGAUUCAUUUUUGGCUACCAGAACAAUAAGCGGUUCUACGUGGUGAUGUGGAAGAAGAACGCGCAGACAUACUGGCAGACGACGCCGUUCCGCGCCGUCGCCGAGCCGGGGAUACAACUCAAGCUAGUCAACUCCAAGACUGGCCCCGGGAAAACGCUGAGAAACGCUUUGUGGAACACAGAAUCUACACCGGACCAGGUUACACUUUUAUGGAAAGACCCCCGCAACGUGGGUUGGCUGGAGAAAACAGCGUACCGUUGGCGAUUGCUGCACAGGCCCAAGAUUGGACUGAUCCGGCUCAAAGUGUACGAGAAUAACCGGUUGGUGGCCGACUCUGGGAACGUGUACGAUUUCACACUGCGAGGUGGCAGGCUGGGAGUAUUUUGCUUCUCUCAAGAAAUGAUCAUCUGGUCCAACUUGGUGUACAGGUGUAAUGACAAGAUUCCAUCGAAUAUUGUGCCAGAGCUGCCUAAUCAGCUUCUCAAGAAAUUAGAAGUGGACCACGACUUUUACUACGCCUGAAUAUUGUUAAUGUAGAUUUAUUGUAUUAUUCUAAAAUAAGUAAACAAUAAUAAACCUAACAAUAUAUGGAUUUUGUUAUUUUCUUUCGGAUUAAUACGAAAGUGAGACAAAUAUCUGAAAUAGUAGAAUAAUUUGAAUACUUAACUAAAAUAGUUGUAUUGGAUGUUUGAAAUAUAAAUUUGGAAUGCAUAGGAUGCUUAGUGUCUCCGUGUACCUACUGAAUAUGUGCUAAUAGAUAAGCUUGUAAAGGUCUGAAUUCUGUUGUAAUAUAUUUUGUUUCGUUUAUAUUUCAACGUUGUUUAUGUAUCUAUGUCAAGACGUAAACGUUGCUGUUUCAAAUCGUAUUGUAAAAGUUUUGUUUCUGAUUUGUUUGUUGUUUUGUUACAAUGUGAACAAUUGACGAAUGUUUCUAUAUGAUAUAUACUUUAAGAAAUUAUAUUGUAAGUUAAACUUUAAUAUAAUAAUAAAUAUACUACUUCUUUUAA
Messenger RNA from Galleria mellonella (greater wax moth), 4059 nucleotides. RefSeq names its product cartilage oligomeric matrix protein (gene Tsp). The record is from RefSeq and is a predicted model, not a curated record. NCBI's taxonomy places the organism in Eukaryota, Metazoa, Arthropoda, Insecta, Lepidoptera, Pyralidae. The coding region runs from base 167 to 3574 and encodes 1135 amino acids. Gene Ontology annotation, biological process: cell adhesion. Gene Ontology annotation, cellular component: extracellular region. Gene Ontology annotation, molecular function: calcium ion binding. The transcript has 21 exons.